UACUUUGAAGGACAAGCAAACAAACAAGAAACAUCACGACUCCCAAGUCUACCGAAACUCCAAUUCUGUAACUCCACCUGUUAUCUAUUGCCGUCUUGCGCCAUCGGACGACGCCAAUUUCUCUCUCUCCCUCCCUGCCUCUCUCUGUGCUCUGGAUGGAGGUGCGAGCUUCCUCAGCGAGCACCCCCUCCUCCCCGGUACACCCCGAUUCAAAACCCUAGUUUGGCCCAACUCAUAGCUUCACCUCCGAAGGCCGGACCAGACCGGGCAGGAUGUGGAGCAUAGCCAGGUCUGCGGAGGCCAUGUUCUCCCGCUGGGCCGUGAAGCGCGUGUGCAAGUUCUUUCUGAAGAAGAAACUAGGGCAGUUCAUUCUCGGGGACAUCGAUCUCGACCAGCUCGAUGUGCAGCUUGGCGCCGGCACCAUCCAGCUCUCUGAUCUCGCGCUCAAUGUGGAUUAUAUCAACCAGAAGUUUGGAACAUCUUCAGCAGUGAUUAUGAAAGAAGGAUCAAUUGGUUAUUUAUUAGCUAAGAUGCCCUGGAAUGGUAAAGGUUGUCAAAUUGAGGUAGAUGAACUUGAGGUUGUUCUUGCUCCUCGUGUGGGGAAAAAAUCACAUGUGGAGGCUGAAAGUUCAAGGCAAGGUGGUAAUUGCUGUAUUAGUCAUGAAUUGGGAGCACUUGAACAUGAAAUGGAUCAUGCUACAACAUCUGCUUCGGUUGAUGUUCAUGAAGGAGUAAAGACGAUUGCCAAGCUGGUGAAAUGGUUACUCACAAGCUUCCAUGUAAAAAUAAAAAGGCUAAUUGUUGCCUUGGAUCCCUGUUUAGAGAAUGAUGAAAAGAAAACAAAGUCUCAUAUGACUUUGGUCCUUCGAAUUACUGAAACAGAAUGUGGCACAUGUAUUUCUGAAGAUGUUAUCAGUGAUGAAAAGGUUGAGAACUUUCUUGGCAUAAGUAGGCUAACAAACUUUGUCAAAUUCCGAGGGGCAAUACUCGAACUUCUUCAGAUGGAUGGCACUGUCAAUAAAACUUUUCUUCCAAACCCAAGUGCUUCAGGGUCAACCUUUGGUGAAUGGCUUUCAGAGUGCUGUCCGUUAGCUACAUCAAUUCCAAUUUUGUCUGGAGAACAUGAUGGAUUUUCUGGUACACUAAAAUUGAGUAUUCCUUGGAGAAAUGGCUCCUUAGAUGUCUGCAAAGUGGAUUCAGAAGUGUAUAUUGAUCCAGUAGAACUAAAAUUACAACCGAGAACUAUAAAAUGGUUGUUAUUGGUAUAUGAAUCUCUUAAAACUGUGGGCAGUGAUGGCACAUGUCAUACGCAUUACAGCACAAUGGACUCUGUUUACUAUAAUUCGGCAUCUCACUUUCAUUCAUCAACCUCAGGGUCUUCGGUGAUUGCUACUGAUAAGGUCUUACCAGAUAGUGGAAGUUCGUCUGUGGAUCUGUCUUCUCCCAGGGCUCUAGGAACUGGAACAAGUACUUUGCUUCCUGGGUCAAAUCUUAUCAUUGAUUGGGUACCAUUUUCUGAUAAAAUUCAAAAGGAUAAAGCGGAAGAAGGAGAUUUUGGGGCAAGCUUAGAUCAAUUUUUUGAGUGCUUUGAUGAAAUGAGGAGUUCCCAAUCAGCACUAGGUAGUAGUGGGAUAUGGAACUGGACGAGUUCUGUUUUCAGUGCAAUAACAGCUGCUUCCAGUCUUGCUUCUGGGUCUCUGCAUAUUACAUCUGAACAGCAGCAUGUUCAGACAAAUUUUAAAGCAACUGUUGCAGGAGUUUCUGUUGUCCUUACUUUUGAUGAUGGAAAUAUGAAGCAAUCAUAUGUUCAGGAGGGUGAUCAGAUUCAUUUUGGGUCAAAUUUUCGUUUUUUGGGUGCAAAAUGCCAAGACAUCAUUCUUGUUUUACAGCAGGUAUGUCCUCAAGAAAUGAAAGUUGAAGCUUUGGUUAAGCAUAUUGAGCUUGCUGAUCAUUUCAAUAAUGGGAAUGAAGGCUUGGAUUUUGGAUUGAGUGGUAUUAAUAGUGGUUUCCAUAACACGACGUCAUUGGUCCAGCAUCUGCAAGCUGAGAUUCAAGGUGCUCUCCCUCCAUUUGCCUCUUUUACUGAAGAUUCUUCUUUAGUAAAUUCGAAAGGGUUAGCUGUGCCAGAUCUUCCUUCUGGUCUAACUUCCACAGUUGAUUGCAUGAGCAAAACUGAUUGUGAAAGUAUUAAGAAGGAUAGUUUGGUUAAGGUUAAACUUCUUACGGCUCCAGGUGUCAGUUGUCUUCGAUGUUCUGUGAAUUCAAGUUCUUCCAAUGGCAUUUCAACAGGAUCAAUUUCUUUUUCAUUGGAGCUGCCACCAUUUGUUCUAUGGGUAAACCUUAAUUUGGUAAAUAUGUUAUUGGAUCUAUUAAAGGACAUAGGAAGUUCCUCUGAGAUGAUUAAUUCGUGUGAUGGUUUUGCUUCUGAGGCUAGUAAUGUGAAACAUCCUUCUUCAUGUCACGGGAAUGGGAAAAGAGAUUCUCAGACAUGUAUUACAAACUCAUCUUCAAAAGAGAGGCUGAGAGGUAACAUAAACCUUCCUAAUGCAAGGGUCAUUUUAUGUUUUCCUUUCAAGAAUGGUAGAAAUUUUAGAAGCUACUCUGCUUGGGAUCACUUUAUUGCGUUCAAUCUUUCCUCACCGUUUACUUUGAGUGAGAAAAAAGUUCAAGGUUUGAGCCCCAUUUCAGAUGUUACUUCUCAGAAGAGAUAUUCUUUAAGAGCUUUCCGUUCCUUGCAUUUGAAUGUUGGCAACCUUGACCUUUUCCUUGUAAGUGCUAAUCGGAAGGAUGAUGGUGAAAGUAACUUCUGCGCCUUGCAGGGAAGGAAAUUUUCUGCUCACAACAUUCUGUCUGUUGCCAAUGAAACUGGUGCAUCUUCUCUGAUUAGUAUGAUUUGGCAAGAAAGCCCUGUGCUUGAGCCUUUAUUGGCAAAGAAAGCUAAGGAUAUAGCUGCUUCAGGGAAUUUGAGUAGAAAUAAAGUCACUGGAAAAGGUUAUGAGUUUGCAUCAGUUGCUACUGUUAAAGAUGUGGAAGAUUCAAAGUUCUGCUUGCGGAAAGAGAUGAUUCAGGGCUCUGAAUUUUUCCUACAUGUCCAUUUACCACCUGUUACGGUCAAUUUUGAUAGUUCACAGUGUAAACAAUUAUAUGGUCUUAUAAAUCAGUUUAUAGAUGGGUUAUGUGUACCAAGUAAUCCGCUCAAUACUGUGGAAGACUCUGUUGUCUCCCAAACAUCAUUUCUAGUGGAGUCUGAUUCCGUUCAAAUAUUAAUUUAUCCAGAUUUGGCAAAGGAUAUAAAAGGCUCUUUGCAGAAUGAACUUCCUGGCUUGUGGUAUUGUCUAAAACUGAAAAUUCAGAAGUUUGAGCUGCUGUCUGUCUCCAAUAUUGGAGGAAUUAUGGGUGCAAAUUUUCUUUGGGUAGGACAUGGGGAAGGCAAAUUGUGGGGAUUAAUAACGGGGGUUCCUGAUAAAGAGCUCCUUCUGAUCUCAUGCAGCAACUCGACAAUGAGACGUGGUGAUGGAGGAGGUUCAAAUGCAUUGUCUUAUGGGCAUGCUGGUUCUGAUAUUAUACACCUGUGGGAUCCUGAGAGUUCUAACAUUUCCACAUCUGUAACUGUCAGAUGUGGCACAAUUGUUGCAAUAGGAGGUCGCUUAGAUUGGUUGGAUACAAUAUCUUCUUUCUUCAGUUCAGUCUCUGCUGAAAGUGAUCAAGUAAAUGACAGCAAUUUGCAAAAGAGGGAUUCUGAGGAAAGUGCUAUUUUUGGAGCUUCUUUCGUUCUCAACUUGGUAGAUGUUGGUUUGAGUUAUGAACCCUACUUAAGGCAUCUGUCUUUCAGCGGUGAAGUUUCUGAUUCUAACUCCAGUUCUGAUGUCCAAGAAGAAAUGGACAGACAUGUUGCCUGUCUUUUAGCUGCUUCGUCCUUGAACCUUUCUAAUCUAGCCAUGGCAGAUUCCACUGGCAAUGACUAUAGAAUUGGGGUGCAGGACCUGGGGCUGCUUCUUUCUGUGGUCUUCAGGCCUGAAAAUGUUUUUGUUGGCUCAUAUAGUGUAGAAAAUCUUCAGAAAAAUGGCUAUGUUAAAGUUGCUGGGGAGGCUUUUGUUGGAGCAACUUUGAGAACAAACUGCGUAAACGGCCUUCUUUGGGAACUGGAAUGUUCUGAAUCUCUCACACACUUUGUCCUUGACACUUGCCAUGACACUACUUCUGGUUUGAUUCGGUUGGUUGCUCAACUUCAACAACUUUUUGCACCUGAUGUGGAGGAAUCAAUUGUGCACUUGCAGGCUAGGUGGAAUAAUGUUCAGCAGGCACAAGAAAAGAAUAACCUUAAUGAUGAAGGAAGGGUCUCAAAUUGUGGUUCUUCUCCCUCAGCUUCUCAUGCAUCCACUUCAACUGGUUACACAGAGAAUAAACCUGUUGUGUUUGGCUUGAUGGAUGAGAUAUGUGAGAAUGCUUUUUACUGUGAUGGAGAUCAAAUUCCUGCUUCUGAUUCCUGUGAGUCGGAGUGCAUUUCACUUGAUGGAAGGGUUCUUGGAGAGGCAUGCAAUGUUAGUACUAGGGCUGAAGUUUUCUCCCAGAGUAGUCAAACUUCAUUUCUAGAAACAGGUUGCAUUCCAGAAAUUAUAGAAAGUUAUUACAGACCGGAAUUAUGCUUGCCACUUUCUACAACCAACAAAUUGUCAGAUGAGGUUUUUAAAUUUAAAUCCAACACUGUGCAGAGUAGAGAUGUUAGGAGAGAAAAUAGUGGAUGGUAUGGGGACACCUCCUUGAGAAUUGUGGAAAACCAUAUAUCAGAAGUCAGAGAGCCAAAUGGUGUAAAACAAUUUGUAGAAGGCAAGCUGUCAUCUGAAGACUGUAUAAAACCUGAAGAUUUUCAGAGGGCUAGGGGACGGGUACUGCUUAAGAACAUUAAUGUCAGAUGGAGAAUGUAUGCUGGAUCUGACUGGCUUGAUUUGGGGAAGAUGCAGGCAGCUAGUAUUCAUGGCAGGGAUACAACUGUAUGUCUAGAGCUGGCAUUAUUUGGGAUGAACCUUCAGUAUGACAUUUUCCCCGAGGAUCAAAUUAGUGUGUCUAAAAUUUCUCUUUCAGUUAAGGAUGUCCAUCUUUAUGACAAUAGCAAGGAUGCACCUUGGAAACUGGUGCUAGGAUAUUAUGAUUCUAAAGAACAUCCUCGAGAAUCCUCUUCAAAAGCAUUCAAGCUGGACUUAGAGGCUAUUAGGCCAGAUCCAUUAACCCCUCUUGAGGAGUAUCGAUUACGCGUUGCUUUUCUUCCUAUGCUGUUGCAUCUUCAUCAGGUGCAACUUGAUUUUCUCAUUGAUUUCUUUGGGGGAAAAAACUCGGCAGUACAAUCUUCUAGCCUUCCUCAAGAUUUUGGUGGGUCGAAAAUGUCACAAACAAAGUGUAGUAAUUUUGGGCAUACUAUCACAGAUGAGGCAUUGCUUCCUUAUUUUCAGAAAUUUGAUAUAUGCCCCAUACUCAUUCGGAUUGAUUACACUCCCUCCCAUGUUGAUUUGGCAGCAUUAAGAGGCGGGAAAUAUGUAGAACUUGUUAACCUAGUUCCCUGGAAGGGGAUUGAACUACAGCUAAAACAUGUUCAUGCUGUUGGUGUGUAUGGCUGGGGCAGCAUUUUUGAAACCAUAGUAGGUGAAUGGUUAGAAGAUAUUUCUCAGAAUCAGAUUCAUAAGCUGCUGCAAGGCCUUCCAACCAUUCGAUCGUUGGUUGCUGUCAGUUCUGGUGCUGCAAAGCUGGUUUCUUUGCCUGUUAAAAGCUACAGGAAGGACCGCAGAUUACUCAAGGGAAUGCAAAGAGGCACAAUUGCAUUUCUUCGAAGUAUUUCUCUUGAAGCUGUUGGAUUGGGAUUACAUUUGGCAGCAGGAGCUCAUGACAUUUUGCUUCAAGCAGAAUGUAUUCUAGCAAGCAUUCCUCCAACUGUGUCAUGGCCAGUAACAAGCAGAAUAAAAACAGAUGUGAGAUAUAAUCAGCCUAAAGAUGCUCAACAAGGACUCCAACAGGCUUGUGAGAGUCUCAGUGAUGGCCUGGGAAGAUCAGCUUCUGCUUUAGUUCAAGCACCCUUGAAAUCAUAUCAGCGUGGUGCUGGUGCAGGAUCUGCUUUGGCAACUGCUGUUCGGGCUGCUCCGGCUGCUGCUAUUGCUCCAGCUUCUGCUGCUGCAGGUGCUGUACAUUUUGCUCUUCUUGGUGUCAGAAACAGCCUUGAUCCUGAGCAUAAGAGAGAGUCCAUUGAGAAAUAUUUGGGUCCCGCUCAGCCUUGGGAACAAAGUUAAUGGUUCAUUAGCCUGUAUAGCAUUUGUUAUUUGCAUUUAGUUGAAAUUUCUCUGGCGUUGGCAACCUGAAUUUUUCUGUGAACGAUUCCUCCCUUGUCUGUUUCACACGUUUUGUGAUGUUAAAAGAGUGUCCAGGGGAGUGGAAUCAUGACUGAAAUAUUGAAGAGUUGUUGCUUCCCUUGAGAAAGAAAAGAAGGCAAAAAGAACUACUGAAGAGCCUUUUCUGGUUGCCGAGUUGGAGCUUCCUGUAAAAAUGUGAGUUUAACCUUGCCUGACUUCUGUACAUUAGUGUAUGCAUUGGCUAAGUUAUUGGAGAACAUAUCUUAUCUAGUAGUUGUGGGACAGGCUGCUGUUGUUAUAUUCAUAAAUGCAAAAAGGAGAAGGGGAAAAAAAAUCAUACAAAUAGGGGGAAAAAUCCCUUGGUUAUAUUUGUGGCUUCUUAACUGUUAUUUUGAAACUGUUAAUGGCACUAGUAACUUGUCAAGGAAAAUAAUAAUGCCAUAAAGUAGUAAUAGCAGCUGAUAUUCUAGAUAUAGAUAGUGUGUAUAGUGUGUGUUGUUUUUGAAUAUUAUUUUGGUGACAUCAGAUUAUUUUUGAAAAUUAGAUCCUUAAUAUGGUAAUUGAAAGUAUGGGUAACAAAAGUCACCACCUUUUAUAAUGCCCGUAGCUGCCUAUACAUCACAACCUCUUGAGUCAACAUCAUUAAGUAGGCCUUGCAUAAUGAUGCCUUGAAAAUCAUCUUGAUUCCUUCUGAUUGAGCUGCUUGUUUUAUUAUUGUCAUUCUACUGUUACCAUUCCCAAAUUCUUUUGAAAGCUGAACGUUCAAUGCAUUUUGAUUGAUUGCAGAUGUACAAUUCCAAGAAUUAUUGAACAGAUUCUUUUCCGUCUCAGCAAAGAGGACGGUGUUCUGCAACCCUGUACAUAGUGUACAUAGGAAUCACUCCAGAUAUGUCACUCGAAUAGAUGAGCCUUGUAAUUAUAUUGAUUUGGUAGGCCUUUGUAACUUAUCCUUACAAACAGAUUGGUAGUGUAGUCAUUUUUUUUAGAAGCCUCCAUUAUAAUGUAUGCUGCUUGUUUGUUGUACAAAAUUUAUCAGUGUUUCUUGAUAGCCAUUCUUCUGUGGUCAUAUUUUCCUUGUUAUUUUGUAAAAUCUUACGGGGAUAAUGUGACGUUGCUGAUUAGUUACUGGAAUGUUUUCACUGUUUGCUUCGGAAA
Messenger RNA from Malania oleifera, 7490 nucleotides. RefSeq names its product autophagy-related protein 2. NCBI's taxonomy places the organism in Eukaryota, Viridiplantae, Streptophyta, Magnoliopsida, Santalales, Ximeniaceae. Gene Ontology annotation, biological process: autophagy of mitochondrion; reticulophagy; piecemeal microautophagy of the nucleus. The coding region runs from base 273 to 6275 and encodes 2000 amino acids. The record is from RefSeq and is a predicted model, not a curated record. Gene Ontology annotation, molecular function: phosphatidylinositol-3-phosphate binding. The transcript is spliced from 13 exons. Gene Ontology annotation, cellular component: extrinsic component of membrane; phagophore assembly site.